AUGGCUGGUACUUGUAUUAAUGUUAUAAAAUUAAUUGGUCUUGGUAGUUUAGGUUUAUUAACAACUCAAUUAAAUUAUGAAUUUUUUAAUAUUAUACCUAAUGUAAUUAAUAAUAUAACUAAUAAUAUAUCAACAACAACUACUACUACUACUAAUAAUAAUUAUAAUUCAAAUUCAUCAACUAAUAAAUCAUUAUUUACAAUUAAAAAUCAAAUUAUUAAUUCAAGAAUUGUACAAGGUAUUUUAAAUUUAAUAUCAACAGCUAGUUUUAUUACUGCUUAUAAUUAUAGUUCAGUUACUGAAAAACAUCCUUAUUUAAUAUAUGCUUCAAUUCCAGCUAGUUUAAUUUAUUUAAUUUAUCAUAAUUAUCAAAUUGAAGAAAAAUUAUUACAAAAAUCUGCAAAAUCAAAUACCACAACAAAUACUACAAAUGAUAUAAAACCAAUUAAAUCAAAAACUCAAAAAUUGAGUGAUUCAGUUGAUGAUUUUGUUCAUCUUUCUGAAUCUGGUGAUACUACUCCAGAAUUGACUAAUUCUGAAUCUGAAGAUCAACCAACAACUACAAAUAAAACAAAAGAAGAAUUGGAAAUUGAUCAAGAAAUUGAAAAUACUUUAUUACAAAAAGAAAUUAAUAUCGAUUUAAAGAAAAUUGAAAAUGGUUAUAAAGUUGGUAGUAUUAUAAGUGGUGCUAGCUUUUUAAUUGCUACAAUUGGUUUAAUUGGGGAUUUCUAUUUAUUAUAA
Insectozyma verbasci is the source of this 741-nucleotide messenger RNA. NCBI's taxonomy places the organism in Eukaryota, Fungi, Ascomycota, Pichiomycetes, Serinales, Debaryomycetaceae. The record is from the annotation of a GenBank genome assembly.